Molecule: messenger RNA, 1005 nt
Organism: Juglans microcarpa x Juglans regia
Lineage: Eukaryota; Viridiplantae; Streptophyta; Magnoliopsida; Fagales; Juglandaceae
Exons: 4
Coding region: 57-863 (268 amino acids)
Source: RefSeq, a predicted model, not a curated record
AAUCUAGGAUAACUCGGGAAGCGAAGAGAUGUUGUAGUCAGUAGAGUCGGAAAGAGAUGGGAGGAGAAGCCAUGCAUAUCGACCUUCCCACCAUUCAGUUCAAAACUUCUUCCUCUAACGUUCCUCCUCUUCCUCCUUCCUCCAAUUUAAACCUUCCAGUUUCAGCCACUUAUACUGGGUCGCUUAGAACAUCUUGUUCUGCUCCCAGCUGCUCCUGCCAUGGUGGGAAUUCUGGGCGGCUACAGACCGUAGAUGGGAGAGAAGAAAAAGGAGCGAUUGGGUCUGUCUGUAAUCAUGUUUUUGCACAUGUUCCAUCGCAAUCGGAGGUUGAAAAUGCCGUUGAUGCUCUUCGGAAUUUUAUGCUUGGGAAUUCCUCAUCUGGGUCCCAGUUGAAAUGGCUUCAGAAGAAGCUGGAUUGUUUUGAUGCGAGACUAUUGCUGUCUCAUGGAUACAGAAGAGUUGCUAAUGCUUUUCGCUUGCUGCAAAUAGAUCCUUCUGUCAAGGGACUAGUGGUUUCAAUAGCAUCUGAUAAAUCUGUAUGGGAUGCGAUUAUGAAGAAUGAGGAGGUUCAAAAACUUCGAGAAUCACACUACACAGUUAAUUAUGAAAGGCCUCGGGGCGUUAAUGAAGAACCAGACUUGGCUACAACCUUGCAGAGGUGGAUUUUGGAUGUCACAAAAGCAAUAGUUAUGGAGCUCAUUGAGAAGCUUGUGUCACUAGUGGAUGAGCUGUUUCAACUUCCUGGAAGGAUUCAACCCACAAGAGGUAACAAUGAGCAGAUGGAGGAAAAAGUUAGAUCGUCAUUCCUUCUCUCUGUUGUGAUCCUCUUGAUUGUGAUUGUGGCUCGAGCCCAGAAUGCUUGAUCAUCAAGAGAAAGAAUGUGGGAUUAAUCUACGUUACAUACUGUACAUUUGAUCAACAUAAAAGAACUACCUUUAAAGUAAUUAAUUUUCCUCCUUUUAUGUACGGUACAUGAAUUGGAAAACCUUGUUGUUGUUUGUCUAA